Molecule: messenger RNA, 1211 nt
Organism: Schizosaccharomyces cryophilus OY26
Lineage: Eukaryota; Fungi; Ascomycota; Schizosaccharomycetes; Schizosaccharomycetales; Schizosaccharomycetaceae
Product: argonaute binding protein 2
Exons: 6
Coding region: 141-1094 (317 amino acids)
Biological process (GO): regulatory ncRNA-mediated heterochromatin formation
Cellular component (GO): nucleus
Molecular function (GO): siRNA binding
Source: RefSeq, a predicted model, not a curated record
GUGAAUAAAAAAGGUUGUAAUCGUAUUUUUCAUUUUUUUAAAUGUUGUUCAGGAAGCAAUUCUUUAGUUUCCUUUCGAUAGGUCAUAAUACUAUCUGACUCAAAGUCUGGUACGAACAGUAGACAAAGGAUCCUACAGCCAUGUUUCGUAAGAAAAGAACAGCCUCAACUCCGAAAGCCUUUAACUUAGGCAAUUCAUUAGAAGACUUGGGGCUCCAAAUAACUUCAGAUUAUCGGCUACGUAAACAGCGUUCUCCAGAUGAAUUGUACGAAUUUUCUGUAUCCAAAGACAAAGCAUAUAACGAGCAUUAUUAUCAAGCCGUUUUAGAGCAUAUCCACGAUUGGACAAUAGCGACUUGUAUGCUUCAGGCCAUUCCAAUUUCUGCAAAGGAAAACAAGACAGACGAGCCUUAUGCAUUUGUUUACACUACAAACAAUUGGAGAGAAAAUACGAAAGGCUUGGUAAUAAUCGUUCAGUCUUUAUCGCAUCCCUUAAUUUGGACCAACAGGAACGUUAAGGAGCAUGAUUUGAGAGAUGCAACUGUUGUAAACAUGAUCUGCGGGUGUGUAAACAUGGGAUAUGCUGUUGCUAUUUUCACACCUUCUGCUUUAUUGUGGGAUACACACAAAAAAAUUCCAAGGACUAUUUCUUCUUUCAUUUCUCUGGGAGACCAGAUUACAAAGCAGAAUUAUAUUCCAUCCAUUAGAUCACCCGAGGAGUAUGUGACUAAAGGAUUAAAUUACAUUCUAUCGCAAUCCAAGGCCUUAAAGAUAUAUUACAUUGGAGCCGAAUAUGGUUCUCAACCCUUAAACAUGUACUUAGACCGAAAUUGGGAAACAUUAUCAUCACGAGCUGCAUCUGUCAUCUUACUUAUGAAUAUAACUUCAAUAUAUGAGCUCAACAACCAAAAUUAUUUAAAUUACUUGUCAGAGAAUUGUUGGAACUACAACCCAUCGAAUAGACCAAAGCAGGAAUUGCUGGUGGAUUUGACAGCAGCUACAGGAUUGAAGACUUUCUCAUGUGGUGAAUUUAUUGAAUUUAUUUAUGAUGACAUUACGAAUAUUUUGCUUGAUAAGAUGAAAAAUGAAUCAUGAAUUCUCAUUUUACAAAGAGAGCGUAGGCACGUCUGCCAAGCUAAUGGAAUCAUAUGUAGUUUAACAAAUUCCUUAUUAUACAGGUAAAUAAAUCAAAUGUUAGUAUCUAUAACAGAA